AUGUCCCUUCCUCCCAUCCUUGUCCACACCUUCGCCCGUCCACUGCCAUACCGGCAGACUUGGGCGCUGCAGGAGCGUCUUCAUCAACUCCAGCUAGCUCUGCGCCGCACCAAUGAGCACCCAGACGUCCUCCUGCUCCUCGAGCAUCGACCUGCGUACACCGCUGGCCGCAGGCAGACAGAGCCCACCAUUCGCGAUGAACGCAUACGACUGGAAAACCUUGGCGCAGACUUCAUAACCGCCACCCGUGGCGGACAGCUCACCUAUCACGGCCCAGGCCAAAUCGUCGGAUAUCCCUUGAUUGAUCUCUCCCGCUACACCCCGACAAUGGGUACCAAAGAUUAUGUCUGUCGCAUCCAGACGCUCAUGAAGCUGCAUCUGCGUGACGCCCACGAUAUCGUGUCGUCGCCUUCGGACCAUACCGGCGUAUUCCUAGAUCCUGUCACCAAGAUUGCCAGCAUCGGCGUCCAGGUCCGUCAUCGGCUCACGUCGCACGGUUUCGCCAUGAACAUUACAAACGAGCCUCUUGCAUGGUUCAACCAAAUCGUCGCGUGCGGAUUGGACGAUGUUCGUGCAGGUUCCAUUGAAUCGAAACUGCAGAAGCCUAUUCGAUUCGAGGAUGAGGUACCGGGACUUGUCGCCCAAUUCGGGAAGGCCUUCGAGCGCGAGAUGGUCUCGCUAGAUCUCGACAGAACGGGCGAAAUUGGCGAGGCUAUUCAAGAACUCGAGGAAGAGGCUGAAAGAGCGGGUAGUUGGUUAGCAAAACCCGAAUCACGAGCUUGA
Molecule: messenger RNA, 783 nt
Organism: Cyclocybe aegerita
Lineage: Eukaryota; Fungi; Basidiomycota; Agaricomycetes; Agaricales; Hemipholiotaceae
Source: the annotation of a GenBank genome assembly